This is a messenger RNA of Phoenix dactylifera (date palm), 1671 nucleotides long. Its product is annotated as nuclear transcription factor Y subunit B-3-like. The record is from RefSeq and is a predicted model, not a curated record. NCBI's taxonomy places the organism in Eukaryota, Viridiplantae, Streptophyta, Magnoliopsida, Arecales, Arecaceae. Gene Ontology annotation, molecular function: RNA polymerase II cis-regulatory region sequence-specific DNA binding; protein heterodimerization activity; DNA-binding transcription activator activity, RNA polymerase II-specific. Gene Ontology annotation, biological process: regulation of transcription by RNA polymerase II. Gene Ontology annotation, cellular component: CCAAT-binding factor complex; nucleus.
CCCGGAUACCUCGGCGGCCCUCCUCUCUCUCUCUCUCUCUCGCUUCCCCUCCGGCCCCCAACCCCCGCGCGAUCUCCGACGCCGGCGUCCUGUCCGAGCUCCCUCCUUCUCCGGCGAGGCCAAACCCUAACCGAAAUACAUGGAGUCCUAGGGUUUCAGAGAAGGUCACUCGAUCGCUUUCUUUCUCUCUUUUUGGUUACGACAAAUCCUUCCUCCCCCACCCACUCCAACACUUUUAUUAUUAUUAUUUUUAUUUAGUUCGUCAUGCUCGCUGUUAAAAUGGAAGAACCGAAAGCAUAGUUCCUUAUCACCCCCCCAAAAAAAGCCUAGUUCCUUGACCAUCUUUCUUUGUAUCUGGAUCGAAUUCUGGAACCCUGGUCGCUUAGAAUUCCUGUGGAAACGAUCCUGGUUUCCGCUUCCUUCUACCUCUGGGUUUUUCUCGGAGAUCUAUUGGAUGUUCUUGGUCGACCUCAAUUCCGUCGAUUUCUCUACAUAUUUUAUUACCUAAUUCCAUUCUAAAAUCAUAUCCGAAUCCUCUCGGCUCCUUUUAGCGUGCAGAAUUAGACGCCGUCUCUGAAUCCUAUGAACUCUUAACUGGUUUUCUGUAGAAACGAGCUCGAAAACCCUAGAUUUUGAUCCGGAGAUUGGUGAACGGCUUCGAAUUUGCUCAGGGUUGUGGGAAUUUGGCGUAAAGUUCGGAUCUUGAUCGAUGGCGGAUUCGGAUAACGAUUCGGGAGGGCAGAACAACAGCAAUGCGGCGGGGGGCAGCGACUUCUUGUCCCCCAGGGAGCAGGACCGGUUCCUGCCGAUCGCCAACGUGAGCCGGAUCAUGAAGAAGGCUCUCCCGGCGAACGCCAAGAUCUCCAAGGACGCCAAGGAGACGGUCCAGGAGUGCGUCUCCGAGUUCAUCAGCUUCAUCACCGGCGAGGCCUCCGACAAGUGCCAGCGAGAGAAGCGCAAGACCGUCAACGGCGACGACCUCCUCUGGGCCAUGACCACCCUCGGCUUCGAGGACUACGUCGAGCCCCUCAAGGUCUACCUCCAAAAAUUCCGGGAGAUGGAGGGCGAGAAGGGCACCUCCUCGUCGUCCCAGUCCCAGCAGAAGGAGGGAAGCACUAGCGGCGCCAUCGGGAGCAAUGACGACGGCUUUAGCACCGGCGCCGGCGGCGGUGGCGUCGGAAUAUAUGGUGGUGGUGGUGGUGGAGGGAUGAUGAUGAUGAUGGGCCAGCAGAUGUAUGGGUCGCCGCCGUCAUCAUCGGCGUAUCACCAUCAGAUGGCAAUGGUUGGGAAAGGCAGUAUGGGGAGUGGUGGUGGUGGUGGUGGGAAUUCCUCCUCUUCUUCAGCUGGUCUUGGAAGGCAGGGCAGGAUAUGAUGUUAAAACUAUGUUGAUCUAUAGUUUAUGUUAGUGUUUUUGCUGUCUUUUAAUUGCUUGGGUUCUUGUCAACUUUUUCACCCCCCCUCCCUCUGUUUCUAGAGUCACAGUAAGGUGAUUUUGUCAAAGUAACAAUGGACUGAGAUGUGUAACAUAGUAUGUAGUCCUUGGAUGAUGGGGUUGGGUUGGUCUCUGAAUUCUCUGAUUGGGGAGUGAAAGGUGAUAUGUUGUAUAAUAUUACAAAUUUAUGCUGAUGAAUUGAAUCUACUUCAGUUGGAAAAACAAGGAAAUUUGAUUUA